CUCAACCGAAUCAAAACCACACAAAAAAAAAGAAAGAAAGAAAGAAGUUGGAGUCGUUUCCAUUCGGUUUGGGGUUUAUGCAUAUCUGCUGUGGUGAUUGAAGAGACAAACCCGGAAUCAUCGAAAGAGAGGAGAAGAUGGAAUCAAUUCUACUCCCAACGCUAACGAAGAAGGAAGAGAUCGAUCGGAUCAUCAACAACACCAUCGAUAAAGUCCUUGUCCUUCGAUUCGGCCGUCUCUCCGACGAAAACUGUCUCCUUCUUGAUGACAUUCUCGAGAAAUCGGCGAGAGAUGUCUCUAAGUUCGGUACAGUAGCUUUGGUGGACGUUGAUUCGGACCAAGUUCAGGUUUACGUCAACUACUUCGACAUCACUCUGUUCCCUUCAACCAUCUUCUUCUUCAACGCUCAUCACAUGAAACUUGAUUCUGGAACUGCGGAUCAUACCAAGUGGGUAGGUAAAUUCCACGAGAAACAAGACUUUAUUGAUGUCGUUGAGGUAAUAUUCAGAGGAGCGAUGAAAGGGAAGAUGAUUGUUCACUGUCCGCUUCCUCCCGAGAGAAUACCAAAGUACCAACUUUUAUACAAAGAUGUGUAAAACAAAACUGAGUUUAUUGUCUCUUCUUUUUCACUUGCAAACUCUCUUUCUCCAUCCCCCUUAUGUUUUGGACACAAUAACAUUUACAUGACAAAUUUCGAGAUUUACAUAUAUGUUUUUUUUU
Molecule: messenger RNA, 720 nt
Organism: Raphanus sativus (radish)
Lineage: Eukaryota; Viridiplantae; Streptophyta; Magnoliopsida; Brassicales; Brassicaceae
Exons: 4
Coding region: 138-596 (152 amino acids)
Biological process (GO): mRNA splicing, via spliceosome
Cellular component (GO): U4/U6 x U5 tri-snRNP complex; spliceosomal complex; U5 snRNP
Source: RefSeq, a predicted model, not a curated record